This is a messenger RNA of Eucalyptus grandis, 1691 nucleotides long. RefSeq names its product actin cytoskeleton-regulatory complex protein PAN1. The transcript is spliced from 6 exons. NCBI's taxonomy places the organism in Eukaryota, Viridiplantae, Streptophyta, Magnoliopsida, Myrtales, Myrtaceae. The record is from RefSeq and is a predicted model, not a curated record. Gene Ontology annotation, molecular function: catalytic activity. Bases 1 to 1212 code for a protein of 403 amino acids.
AUGGCUAGUCAUUUGGGGACUCAAAAGGGGCUGGUGAGGCAAUUGGUGCCGAUUGCUGCUCUGAGGAAACACGGAUUCUGGUUGCUGCUUGUGGAUGUGCGGGAAGCUGCAAAAUUUGGGCAAAUCUGCUGCUCUUUUACUAUUGCUGGGGGUUUGUGCGACAAUUUGCUGACCUGCAUAAUCCGAGCGUGGGAUUACACCAAACCGUCUUUUGUUUCACCUUCCAUGAAUGCCUUCCUGUGGAGAAAUCCUUUCACAGAACUUCAUCUAAUGUCACUCAAUGAGCUUGGGAUUGCUCUUAUUCCACCGAUCCCAACGAGUCAUACGGGAGAUCAUCAAGACAGCACUAUGGCUCUACUCUAUACAAUCGAGUCAGCUAUCAAAGUUUACUACGAGACUCGGUUGCUGCUCGGCGGCGGUAAUGCCAAGCUGGAAGUCAAUGUCAAUGACCCUAGAAUCUCAGUCAAAUGGCGAUUCCUUUACCGCAAUGCUGGAGGAAGUCAACAGUACAGUUCCUCUACUGCUUCUGUAAUUCCAUCUGGCUGUUGGAUGAGAUGCAAGAAGCGCUCCAGACUCCGCCGCCGGAGGAGCCGGAGCCGGAGACGACAACGACAGCAAGCUCCGGCACAAGCCCGGCCGGAAGCCUCUCCAGCCGCGGAACUCCCCCGCCGCUCUUCCCCCCGCCGACCGGCCGAAGCCGAAGUCCGAGAGGAUUGGGGUCGGGAUCUCGCCGAUGCUGGCCGAGUCGGACAAGAGAACCGCCCCUACCUGCCGCCGGCGUCGCCCCUCGCCGCCGCGGCUACUACUCCGCCACAGCCGCCGCCGCCGCCGGCGAAGGUGGAGCAGCUGGACGCGUCGCUCGCGGAGGAGCUGGUGGCGGUGAGGAAGAAGCUGGAGAGGCUGAGGGCGGACAGGGAGAGGACGGAGGCGAUGCUGAAGGAGAGGGACGGGGUCCUGGCGGCCAGGAUGCGGGACGUGGAGGAGAGGGGGGAGGCUCAGAAGCUGCUCGAGAUCGAGGUGGAUCGGCUGUACCGGCUGAAGCAGCUCAAGCUUUCGCUCGAGAGGGUGUCGCCGAUCCGAUCGCUGAGAGAGAGGUCUCACAUCAAUCAGGAAUCGAAAUCGGAGAACAAGGAGGAAUCGAUUGGGGAAUGUGAAGCGCUGAGUCCGAGUCCGAGCUCCGUUUCUUCAAAAUUGAGUGCAGAUGUGGAUUGAUUCGACAAGGGUUUUCUUGUACUUGGGUUUUGAUUCGGAAUUUGUUUGUAACUUCACUUUGCUCGUUGAAGUACAUAGGAAAAGAGAUUUGGCAAAAGCAUUGCGUGAUAAGCGAGUACCAUGGGAAUCCGGCGUGUCCCACGGUGUCCGACAUGUGGGCCGAUCGCGAACUUGGAGUAGGGCAUUCUAGGAGGACCUGGUCCCGUGUCGUUGGGGCGCCUGAUGGUGCGUUCCUAGAGCUGCUUCUCAUAUGGAGGGGAUCCGUUCGACUCUAUCGUGUCGUUUAAGUUCUGUUUCGCCGCCAUGGCUUGUGAAUUCGAUCCAUCCUUUUGAAGGAAUUAUUUUACAUUGAAUCCUUAAAAUGGCUCUGUACAAGUUGAGAGUUCCUUACAAGUGAUUUUGAUUUGCCUCUCUUGUCUCAGUGAGCCAUGUUCAAUUGGUUUUUCCUCCAGUGAGAAACAGGAAAACUCAAGACAACA